UCAAGUAAAACCCCUCUACGAUCGCACACUAGACACCUCUAUACCCAUGGACAGAGCUAAGGUGGGGGCAGUGUGGGCAGCUACCCCCAAUCCAAUCUUGUUAUUUCAAAGCAGUUGCAGUUAUCUAUCAAGUUGCAGCCUUUUGAAUCAUAAAAGAAAGGAGACAUAAUGGAUUUUCAAGGUCGUAAUAGAAUGAGAAUGAAUGUGCAAUGUGAUAGACUAAGUAGCUUGCCAGAUGACCUCGUCUAUAAAAUCCUCUCUUUUAUUGUCUUAAAAGAUGUUUUUGAAUUGAGUGUUCUGUCAUCAAGAUGGAGGUAUAUGUGGAAAUCAAUGCCACAUGUCAGUCUCUCGAGUGAGGAUUUUUCUUCAUUGACCAAGUUCUCGAAGUUUGUUACCCAUUAUUUUAGAUACCGUUGUCAUAUGGGAAAUCUGUUUUCUCUCAAGGUCAAUAUUUGUGGAAAGUUUAGCCCAUGGAUUCCCCAGAGAAUUUUCCACUAUACAAAUGCUAGCUAUGUCAAAGAACUGACCAUGACAUGCUCGCAGGAGCAAAAGAUUGAAUUUCCUAUUGAUUCUUUGGAUUUUGUGGAACUAGAAUGUCUCACACUGAUUGGAUCUAGGAGCGGUUACCCCAUUACAAUUAUAACACUACCCAAAUACCAUUUCAUGGUUCCCCCUUUGACAACAUUGCAUUUUGAAUAUGUCACAAUGUCUGAGGAAAGUUGUGUUAGCUUUCUGUCCCUGUGCGAAAAGUUGGAGAAUGUCACCCUAAACAAAUGCAGCAUAACAGGAUCUCAUCGAUUCAUUAUUGAUCACCCUAAACUUUCUGAUUUGAAACUUGAAAAUGGAACCUGGCAGUCCAAGGCUGUUAAAGUGCUUGCACCUCAACUUAAGAAUCUCAUCAUCAUAAAUUGUGAUGGCGAGCAUUUGAUUUCUGCACCUGAGCUUACGUCCUUGCUAUAUAGAAGUAAGCGUUCUUUGCCAGUCAUUCCAGACAAGUUGCCUUCUUUGGAGAAGGUGGAUCUCUGUGUUAGUAAUCCAGACAAGUCAGAUGCUGCUAAAAUUGUUGAUGUAUUUCAACAGCUCAAUAAUGUCAAAUUUCUGACACUCAGCUUGGAAAUUAUUGAGCUUCUUUCAUCAUCAGUGGAACUAAUCUCACAUCAACCUUCUCCAUUUACCGGUUUGACAAGUUUAAAGAUUUAUCCAGAAGUAGUGUCUGAACAAGCACCUAAAGGAGAAAACAUGUCUACUGAAGUCAAAAACUAUCUACUAGAUAGCUCUCCAAUUGCCACCUUGACAUUAAUUUCACGUGAGGUAUUUACACAACCAAAAGUAUCCUUAUCUUUCAUGCUUCGUACUUACUACUCUAAGUGUGAAGGACAUUAUUGCAAUGGAAUGUCAUAUAUGUAGACCAUCAUGUUAGAUGUGGACAGAAGAUCAUGAUGUCAUCCGUCAGGCUAUAAUCGGAUAUUAUUUUCUUGUUUUCACCAAGUCUAGAAGCUUUUGGUAAUUUAAUGAUAGUGUUUCAGUUAUAACUUCUGUUAUUUCUUAAAGUGAACUGUCAUUUCUACUUUGUUAUUGGACAGCUUUUUUACAUUGGGAGUUUUUAGAGUUAAACUAGAGUGAAGGCCCGUGCUACGCACGGCCGGGCUUCACGGAUUGUUUCGUA
Molecule: messenger RNA, 1666 nt
Organism: Erigeron canadensis
Lineage: Eukaryota; Viridiplantae; Streptophyta; Magnoliopsida; Asterales; Asteraceae
Product: F-box/FBD/LRR-repeat protein At5g22660-like
Exons: 3
Coding region: 169-1407 (412 amino acids)
Molecular function (GO): protein binding
Source: RefSeq, a predicted model, not a curated record